Messenger RNA from Acaulospora morrowiae, 714 nucleotides. The record is from the annotation of a GenBank genome assembly. NCBI's taxonomy places the organism in Eukaryota, Fungi, Glomeromycota, Glomeromycetes, Diversisporales, Acaulosporaceae.
AUGAAUGAAGACAUACAUCGCAUCAUAUUAGAAAUUCUAUUUGAGGAUUUUCUUUCUCUCGAAUUCAAUUAUACAAAUUUAAAACUCGUCAACAAAAAUUUUUCAAAAAUAGUUGAUGAAAUAAUCUAUUCAAAAAUACUUAAAUUCGCAAGUGGAUCUUAUGAAAAAGAUCGUCUUCUCCAUUUAGAAUUCCUUCCUUCAGAUGAUUUCAUCAUCUCACCUAAUCACAAUCACAUCUGGACCAAACCUGCAUACAUUCAAGAAGAUAUUAUGAAGUUAGAUGAAAAACAUGAAAAAAUACCAAUACCUAUUGCCAGCGAUCGAUUUAUCUUAUUUCAUUCUAAGAUAAUUCAUGAUUUUUACAAUUCAAAGGCUGAACGACAGAAGGAACUAUUAAUGAAAAUAAAAUACGAUGUUACUCUUUACUGGAUUCCAAGUGGUAAAGAAUACUAUAGGAUAAAUAACGAAAAUUAUAAUUAUAAUGUUUACAAGAGUAAAUACUACAACUUCAAUAUUCUGAAGGCUGAUAUCUAUAACGAAUUGAUGGAUAAAAUUAUCAACAUUGAUUCUCGAGAAAUUGAUGAAAAAUAUAGAUUUCUCUACUUAUAUAUUCAAAGAGACCUCAAUAGAAUGUAUAUUAGAUUAAAAUUAGGGACUCAAUUUUCAUUAUAUCACACCCUCUCGAUUCAUUUUUCAUAUUCAUUUUGCGUCUAG